Ziziphus jujuba (common jujube) is the source of this 3347-nucleotide messenger RNA. RefSeq names its product MDIS1-interacting receptor like kinase 2-like. Gene Ontology annotation, biological process: protein phosphorylation. NCBI's taxonomy places the organism in Eukaryota, Viridiplantae, Streptophyta, Magnoliopsida, Rosales, Rhamnaceae. Bases 52 to 2799 code for a protein of 915 amino acids. The record is from RefSeq and is a predicted model, not a curated record. Gene Ontology annotation, molecular function: protein binding; protein kinase activity; ATP binding. The transcript is spliced from 2 exons.
CAAGGCAUUUUAAGCCUUGCAUUAUUAGAUAGAUAUUCAAAGUUCAAAAUUAUGAAGUCCAUGGCACCCUCGAUUCUAAACCUCGUUGUACGACCACAUGAUGAGUUGUUGUUUAUCAUCAUUCUACUGUUUCUUUGUUCCUCUAAUACUUAUUGUGCAACAAGUGCUGAAGAAGCAGAGGCCCUUGUGAAAUGGAAGGACAGCCUUGAUAAUCAUUCUCUCCUUUCUUCUUGGAAUCUCAAUUCUACUAAUUCAACUUCUCAUGGUCACCAUAAUACCCCCUGCAAGUGGGUUGGGAUUAUCUGUAACGAAUUUGGAAGUGUAAUGGAGAUUAACCUUACAAGCAGAAAUCUGAAAGGUACACUUCAAUAUUUCAACUUCUCAUCCUUUCCUAGCUUACUCACUCUUGAUCUUUAUAACAACUUCCUUUAUGGAAGUAUCCCCUUCAGCAUUGGCAACCUUUCCAUGCUCAUCUCACUUGAUUUAAGGAGCAAUCUUCUCUCUGGAAACAUUCCUUCCCAAAUAUGCUUUUUGACAAGUUUACGUUUCCUUGCUUUGUCUAACAAUCAUUUAAAUGGCUCUAUACCACCUCAAAUAGGCAUGUUGGUGUCCCUUCAAGUGUUUUAUGCUUAUAGUAACAAUCUCUCUGGUUCAAUUCCUGUGUCCAUUGGAAACCUUACAUCCCUCACCGAUUUCAGAUUGUACUACAAUAACAUUAUCGGAACCAUUCCAUCUGAAAUGAACCACCUUACAAAUAUGGAUAACCUUGUCUUAAGCCAUAAUUUUUUUUCCGGCUAUCUUCCAGAUAAUAUUUGUCUUGGUGGGAAGCUUAGAUGGUUUGCAGUAGGUUAUAACAACUUUAUAGGUUCCAUUCCAAAAAGCAUAAGAAACUGCAGUUCCUUACUUCGUUUUUCAGUUGUGGAAAAUCAACUAACAGGGAAUAUAUCAGAAGUGUUAGGAAUAUACCCAAACUUGUAUUAUAUGGGCUUGAGCAAGAAUAAGUUUUUUGGAGAACUCAUCGGAAACUGGGAACGGUGUCCAAAACUCACGACAUUGAACAUCUCUAACAAUAAAAUUUCUGGUAGGCUACGUCCUCAACUUGGGAAGGCUACUCAAUUGCAGAAACUUGACCUCUCCUCCAACCUUCUUGUAGGUAAAAUUCCUAAGGAAUUGGGACAACUGAAAUUGUUGUACAUUCUCAGGCUCAACAAUAAUUCCCUUUUUAGCAAUGUUCCUGCAGAAAUUGGAAUGAUAUCGGAACUUGAAACCCUUGACCUUGCAGCCAACAAAUUGAAUGGACCAAUUCCCAUGCAGUUGGAACAAUGUUCAAAACUAGUCCAUUUGAACUUAGGGAAUAACAAAUUUAGUGGAAAUAUUCCCUUUCAAAUUGGGAAUCUGUACGCCCUUGAAAAUCUUGAUCUAAGUAAGAAUUUGCUUUCGGGAGAGUUGCCUUCAGAGCUUGGUCAUUUGGAUGAACUAGAAACACUUAACCUCUCACACAACAAUCUGUCAGGAUCAAUGCCAUCCACAUUUAAAGAAUUAAUAAGCUUGACAUCUGUUGAUAUCUCCUACAAUCAGUUAGAAGGUCCUCUACCCAACAUAAAAGCUUUCAUUGAAGCUCCAUUUGAAGCAUUGCAAGAUAAUAAAGGAUUGUGUGGCAACAACACUGGCAUGAAGCACUGCCCCAUUCAUAAAGAUAAAAAUAGAAAUCGAGCUAGAAUUCCAAUCAUAGUAUCCAUCUCAGGCACUUUAUCUUUAUUGUUUAUCAUUGUCGUGAUAUGUUUGACUUGCCAGAAAAGAACGAGGAAGAAGGAUGAACCAAAAGAAACACUCACUGAUGCCUUCUUUGUAGCAUUGAACCACGAUGGAAAAAGAGUUAAUGAAGAAAUAGUUGAAGCCACAGAGAACUUUGAUUCCAAAUAUUGCAUUGGAGAUGGAGGGAAUGGAAGUGUUUAUAAAGCAUUGCUAUCAACAGGUCAAAUUGUUGCAGUGAAAAAGUUCCAUGAGAAUGGUGGCACAGCCAAUCACGAAGCUUUCAAAUGUGAGACAAGUAUUUUGCCAAAAGUGCGCCAUCGGAAUAUCAUCAAGCUUCUUGGAUUUUGUUCACAUACAAGAUACUCAUUUUUGGUGUAUGAGUUCAUGGAACAGGGAUGUUUAGCCAAGAUAUUGAGUGAUAAUGAAAAGGCGAUGGAGUUGGAGUGGACAAAGAGAGUGAAUAUUGUCAAAGGUUUAGCAAAUGCCAUAUCCUAUAUGCACCAUGAAUGUUGCCCAGUUAUAGUCCAUAGAGACAUAUCAAGUAAGAACGUACUAUUGGAUGAUGAAUAUGAAGCACAUAUUUCUGACUUUGGUUCAGCAAUAUUACUUGAUCCUAAGGAAUCAAAUUGGACUUCAUUUGCAGGAACAUUUGGAUACACAGCACCAGAGCUUGCUUACACAAUGGAAGUAAAUCAGAGGAGCGAUGUGUACAGCUAUGGAGUUGUAACCUUGGAAUUGAUCAUGGGAAAACAUCCAGGAGAUCUUCUCUCGCCUCUGUUAACAUCACGAUCACCAGUUGAAGAUGAUCGAAUUAUGCUUAUGGAUGUACUGGAUGAGCGUCUCUCACCACCAAGAAGGCAAAUAGCAGGCCAAGUAGUCUCCAUUGCAAAGCUAGCAUUUGCAUGUCUCCAUUCAAUUCCCGAGUCUCGGCCAACUAUGAAGCAAGUUUCUGAGAAGCUAUCAAUUUCACCAUCACCUUUAUCAGAGCCUCUUCAUAUGAUUACAUUGAAGCAACUCUUUGAUCUCCCAACAUCUGCAUCCUAAAUAGCUGCACUUCCUCCAUAGGUAGAUGUACCUAUAUAUUGAUUGUUGCUCCAGUGCCUUGAUAGAUAGAAGGGAAGAGGUAAUUUUCUGUCUUUACAAUUCAUUUUCCAGUUAGUGGAGGAAUUACUGUGACUAGUUAGAACGACUUAUUUUUGUAAUAAAAAUAUCCUGCAGAGCUUGCUUAGAAGCACAUACCAACAUUAUGUUUUCAUCUCUUUGCAUAUAUAACGCUAAGCAGAUUAUAUGUCUUUGGUUCUGUUAUCAGAAUAUUAAUAUCCUGAUCUAGCAGUCAGCUUGAUCGAUCUCUAUCAUUGCGUUAAAGCUUUUUCAUUCUUUUCUGCUAUGAAAGCUCAGCUGCUAUUAUUCAAGAAACAUAUCAAGCAACAAUGUCUUGUUGAAUCCAAAAUAUGAAGCUUGCAUAUUCAGUGUCACGUUUUUCUUUCUUUCUUUAUUCUCCUCAACAUAGAAACAACAAAUUAAUUGCUUUGUCCUCCUUUGCUGUAUCAAUUUUAUCAAUUUAAUAAAAAAAUUCUCCCACAUUGUAAUAU